AUGUGGGUUGUCACGGUCAUCGCUGUGUCCUGUGUCCUUGUCGGUCCAUCUCUCGCCGGGGUCAAGGACCUGGGCUCUCACUUCAGCUUCUAUGACCAGAGUCCGACCCCAAACACUGAGCCGGACCCACGAGGCCUCGGCCAGGGUGGAGCUCUGGACAUGGAGAACAUUCCUCUGGAGUUCCACAAAGAGAACACUGUGACCAAUGAUCUUCCCCUGGAAGGCUUUGAGGACGAAGACUACAUCGACUUUGACAAAAUCCUGGCUGAGGGAGGGGACGACUACAGUGAGGGGGAUGAGAUUGAUGAGAUCGCAACUCCCGCUCCGUAUAUCGACAUCUUCGCUGAACCCUCAGAUCCAAAGACGCGGCGCGCCCGACUCCUGAGCCUAUUUCACGACCGCUCACGCCUCCAACGAAUCAACGUGGUCAACGCCCACUUUGGCUUCAACCUCUACCGCAGCCUUCGGAACAAGGUCAACCAGACCCACAACAUUCUGCUGGCGCCCGCCGGAAUCUCCAUCGCCAUGGGCAUGAUGUCACUGGGAGCGGGGCCUGGAACACAUUCUCAGCUCUACCGGGUGCUGGGAUUCGCCAAUUUCGUCAACGCCAGCAAUCACUACGACAACGCCACGGUGCACAAGCUGUUCCGGAAGCUCACACACAGACUCUUCCGACGCAAUUUCGGGUACACGCUGCGAUCCGUUAAUGACCUGUACGUGAAAAAGGAGGUGGCGGUGGAACCGAGUUUCCGGGCAGACACCAAGGCAUACUAUUUUGCAGAGCCCCAAUCGGUGGACUUCAGGGACAAGGCGUUUCUGGACAAGGCUAACCGGCGCAUCUCAAAGCUGACCAAAGGACUGAUCAGAGAACCACUAAAAAAUGUGGACCCCAAUAUGGUGCUGAUGCUGCUCAACUACCUCUACUUUAAAGGUACGUGGGAGCAGAAAUUCCCAAAGGAGAUGACUCACUACCGGAACUUCCGUGUGAAUGAGAAAAUAAAUGUUCGAGUGCCAAUGAUGCAGAAGAAAGGGAACUACCUGGCGGCUGCAGACCACGAACUGCAGUGUGACAUCCUACAGCUCCCCUAUGUGGGGAACAUCAGCAUGCUCAUCGCCCUGCCCAGGAAGAUCUCCGGCAUGAGGAACCUGGAGCAAGAGAUCUCCCCCACAGUGGUCAACAAAUGGCUCAGCAACAUGACCAACAGGACGCGUGAGGUGGUGUUCCCCAGGUUUAAGCUGGAGCAGAGUUAUGACCUGAUAGACAACCUUAAGGAGAUGGGCCUCACAGACCUCUUUGAGGAGAGGGGUGACUUCACUGGGAUGACUUCAGAGAAGAUCGCAAUUAACUGGUUGAAGCACCAGGGGACGAUCACGGUGAACGAGGAGGGGACGGAGGCUGCGGCCCUGACCCAGGUGGGCUUCAUGCCCCUCUCCUCACAGAUACGAUUCGUUAUAGACCGGCCAUUCCUCUUCCUCAUCUAUGAGCACCGCACAGACUGCCUCGUCUUCAUGGGCCGCGUGGUCGACCCCUCACAGAGCUAAACGCUUGGUAACUCUGUAGUUCAUUCUAUCUAGAAAAAUGUACCUACUAACAUUAAUACUUUUUGGGGGAUUGUAUUAACAGUGGACUAAUUAACAAAAUACUUUUUUUUUUAUGAACUAUCUUUUAAAAUGUCCUUUUCAGCUAGCAUUCACCCAAAGUAGGAAGCCGUUUCAAAAAUAUUGGCCUGGUAACCAAUUCUGCUGAUCCUACAAUGGGACUAUUAGCUGUCAUGGCGAACUGUAUGAACCUGUGUCUGAGAGAGGUUAGUCAGGAGUGUUGAUAUUUGCUGUCUGUUAAUGUUCCAUCUCUCUAUACAUCUACAGUGGAAGUUGUUCGACUUGAAACACUAAGCUUUGGCUAUUCAAUAAAUGUUUUAGGGGAAAACAAUAUAGUCAAUUUGACCAUGACUUUCUUGUUUAGUUUUUUUUAUGUUGGAUGUUUGGAUUUUCUGAAAAGUGUUUAGCAAACCUGUGUAUGUAAAGUUCUGUCUAGAAUGUUAGAUAAAAUGAUAUACAAAAGCA
Messenger RNA from Salvelinus sp. IW2-2015, 2064 nucleotides. NCBI's taxonomy places the organism in Eukaryota, Metazoa, Chordata, Actinopteri, Salmoniformes, Salmonidae. The record is from RefSeq and is a predicted model, not a curated record.